Molecule: messenger RNA, 504 nt
Organism: Penaeus monodon (black tiger shrimp)
Lineage: Eukaryota; Metazoa; Arthropoda; Malacostraca; Decapoda; Penaeidae
Gene: Zmynd10
Product: zinc finger MYND domain-containing protein 10-like
Exons: 3
Coding region: 115-504 (129 amino acids)
Cellular component (GO): cytoplasm
Source: RefSeq, a predicted model, not a curated record
GAUCUCCUUCCCUCAUUUCUCAUUCUUGGAAGUAACUGUUCUGCACCGAGAUCAUAAGCGUGCUAUUCUUCUCCGUCAUGCAGAUGGGUGAUUCAGGGUUGCCGGAUUGUGCAAAUGAGUCUGCAGGCAGCCCUGGAGGCGUCCCAAAGGGGCCAUGAGCACGUUCAACACAGCAUUACUUUACAUAAUAAGGGCCUGGCAAUCAUUUGGCAUCUGCUUGUGGCCGAAUCGUGGCGCCUUCACCUGCUGCCUUUGCUGCGUCGCCAAGAGACAGCGCCGACUUCCUCGCUGCCCUUCAUGCUUGUGCUGCAGACGGAAACCUCCGCCAUGACGCUGGUCGAGUGCUUGGCCUUCCAUGAGGACGCGGCCGAGGCCCUCGAUGGCCUCUCCUUGGACGUCAUCGACUACUGCGUCAGGCAACUGACGGACGUGGCGGCGUUUUCGCAAGCGGAGCAGCAGCCGCUCUACUCUCCACAGGAAGCUCUUCACACUCUCACAGGUUGA